Fonsecaea nubica is the source of this 1689-nucleotide messenger RNA. RefSeq lists its product as hypothetical. The transcript has a single exon. The coding region runs from base 1 to 1689 and encodes 562 amino acids. The record is from RefSeq and is a predicted model, not a curated record. Lineage: Eukaryota; Fungi; Ascomycota; Eurotiomycetes; Chaetothyriales; Herpotrichiellaceae. Gene Ontology annotation, biological process: lipid metabolic process.
AUGUCUUUCUUCUUCAGUGACAGCCGCAAGCGCCGCAAAUACGCACAACCUCCAGCUGCUACUGUUCCUGUCUUUCAUCCGAACCAUCCCACUUAUGCUGUGAAUACCUCUACCGUCAUUUACGAGGAACCCCAACCUCAAUGGACGCCGCACCCCGCAACAUACACCGCUCCAGCCUUCCAUCCAUACAUGACCUCGACUCUCUCCUUACCACCCGUGCAGAGUAUACAGACCGAGUACCACACAAUGCCUCUGCAAUAUCAACAUACAUGGUCACAUCCAUCCUCGAAUCCUAUGAAUGUCAGUCCGCCGACAGUGCCCACGCGAAUCGAGCUGCGAGAGCGAAUUGACCACAAGUUGGGCGACGUUAUAUCCCUCAUUGAUGAAGAUGCAUUUUCGGGCGCGGAAAAAGAAAUGAUGAUCACAGAGGGAGAUUUUGGAGCGCGGGAUUUCGAAGAGACCUAUGCAAUGGAUCGGGAUAUGACGCGGGCGCUCGGAGCGGUUGAGAAAGUGCCGCCGAGACAGAAGAAACAAGGGCAACAGAAGCAGACCAACGUCUUCUCGAAGCUUGACCUGUACAUGAAUUCGCGAUUGCCUGAGUCUCUACAACCAUUUCGAGUAUAUAUACCGACGUGGCCGCUUCUGUGUCUCGCGGCACAGUAUUCGAACAGCGCAUACGUCUCCCCUCAAUCCUCGGCAGAGCGCAAGGAUUUUGUCUCGGCAGACGGCCGUUUAGGCACAAAAGCAAUGGUGAUCAAGUCGAUUCCAUGCGACGACAAGAAAACCAUCGUCUUCGCCAUUCGAGGGACGAGUUUCUUUAGCGUGCGCGACUGGGGAGUCAAUCUGGACACCGAACCCGUGUCACCAGUGGGAUUCCUGGACGACCAGGGCAAUCUCUGCCACUCGGGUUUUCUCCGAGUCGCCAGAGCGAUGGUCAAGCCGAUUGCUGCGAGACUUCGCUACUUGCUGGAAGAGAACCCAUCUCGUUCCAGCUGCUCCCUCCUCAUCACAGGUCAUUCCGCAGGUGGUGCCGUCGCGAGUCUGUUGUAUGCCCAUAUGCUGGCUGAGACCGUUCAGUCCGAACUCAACAUCUUGACAGGCUGUUUUAAGAGAGUCCAUUGUGUCACGUUCGGAGCUCCACCUGUUAGUCUCUUGCCGCUACAGAAGCCCGAGACUGCUGAUGGACGACUUCGUAAGUGCCUGUUCCACUCAUUUAUGAACGAAGGCGACCCUGUGGUGAGGGCCGAAAGGGCAUAUGUGAAAAGUCUUGUUGACCUCUUGUCGCGACCAAUCCCAUCAUUACCAGCCUUUGAGCCAAAGCAGUGCUCGGUGUCCCCACUGACCGCGCUGGGAGCGUCCAUGUCGAGACUCGAUCUCUCGCUGAUUCCCGCCCCAAAGAAACAAUCGAAACCCAAGCCCCCAAAAUCAAAACCGCCGUCUCUUCCACUCAGGAAGCUCUGGUGGGACGCCCCUCCCGCAACGCUGUCGAAUGCAGGUCGUCUUGUGGUACUCCGUAUCCCGGACCGUCCUGGUGCAAAUGAAGCGGACGUGACCGCAUCUCUGGUCAAGGAUGAGCAACUGCGACAAGUGAUCUUUGGAGAUCCUCUAGUGCACUCAAUGAACCUGUAUGCGAGAAGAAUCGAGACUCUGGCUUUCCGCGCGGUGACGGGGCGCGGUGGAGCAUGUUGA